AUGUUGACCCAAAAACCUCUAAUUCUCUUUAUUGACGCAUAUGAUUCAUUCUCGAAUAAUAUCAUUUCUUUACUUGAAACUUCCCUCACCGCCUCAGUACGAACGGUCAAAAUCGAUGAUCCAAUCCUAUUAGCUUCUGAUCAGGCAUUGCACGAGGAAUUGAGACAUUAUGUAGCGGUUGUAUGCGGCCCGGGCCCUGGAAAUCCGGAGACGGACAGUGAUAUCGGAAUUAUUAAGAAAAUCUGGAGACUUGCCGAUGAGGAGAUGUUACCAGUGUUGGGGAUCUGCUUAGGAUUUCAAAAGUUGUGUUUGGAAUUUGGGGGCCAAAUUAAAAGAUUAAAGGGCCCACAACAUGGAAUGAUUAGAAAGGUCGUGCACGCAGGAGAGGUCCAAGCCGUCUCCGCCGUUGGAGAAAAUGAUUCAAUAUUUUGUGGGGUUGGCGAGAUCACCGCUUCCUUGUAUCAAAGUUUAUGUGUGGACAUAGGUCAAGACGAAAUUCUAGAUGAAGAUUGGAACACAUCGCGAUGGGAGCCAACAGAAAAAUCUCCCGACUUGAUACCAUUGGCUUGGGUUGAGAGUGCAGAUCUAGAGGCUGAACAUGCGAGAAGUUGCGGUGUGAAAGACAGCAGAGUUUUGGUCGGUGUACGACAUGCGACGAAACCCUUUUGGGCAGUACAAUAUCAUCCAGAGUCGGUCUGCACAAAUGAUACAAGCAAAGAAAUCUUUAUAAACUGGUUCAAUCUGGCACAAGUUUGGAAUAAAACUUUCAGAAAGACGAAGAUCAAUUACGACGGUAUCAUGCACGGUCAAUCUGCUACACGAGUGAGCCUCCUCCAACAAUUUGAGGCUUUACAAACAAUGCCUGUAUCGCCGGCUAGCGAUGCCUCGAUCGAUAAUAUGAAGCCUAAAAAUAUGUACAUUUCUCGAACGAUUGAUUUACCAAAGAAUCUUUCGGUACCUGAUAUUGUGGAAGCCAUACAAGACAUGGGACGAGAUCACAUUCUGUUGGAAUCUACUAACGCAGAUGAAACUUCCGCAGGAUCUGCAGACGUCAGGGGACGAUAUAGUAUCAUUGGCCUAGAUAUCGAUGAUUGUUUGAGGUUCGAAUAUCGUGUCGGCGAUGAAUACAUUACCAAGAUUCCGUCCUCAUCUGGAGAGUAUCUUGACACCAAGGAAGAGAUCGACCUGAAGUCCUGUGGUGGAGUUUGGUCCUUCCUGGCACAUCGUUUGGAGAUUGCGCGUGUUACUGAAGGGAAUGAGGAGUCACCAUUCUGGGGAGGGUUUAUGGGAUACACGACUUACGAAUUGGGCCUGGAAACUAUCGAUGUGAAAGUUGACAGAGCUAGCGCUCACGGUUAUCGACCCGAUCUUUGUUUUGCAUGGGUCACUCGAAGUAUAGUUGUCGACCAUGUGAGGAAGGUUCUCUAUCUUCAACAAUUGGCCAGCCUUGGUGAUAGCCAAAGCGAUACUGCAUGGAUGGAAGCCGUUGCCCCGAGGCUUGAGAAGGCAUCUCAACCAAAGUCCGUGAAAAGCACUCGUCAAACGCCUCUUCGACCAGGGGACCUCGUGUUAUCCUGCGAUCGCAUAAAAGUAUCUCGUCGAGAAAAGCGAGCUUGGUCACCAGUCCGCAGCCCUGCUUCCAAAUUUGCCAUGACCAUUACUCAACCAACAGCCGAUUCAUACGAAUCAAAAGUUCGUCGAUGUCAGGAUAAAAUCGCCAGUGGCGACUCUUAUGAGUUGUGUCUCACUGACCAAACCACCAUCACUCGUCUCCGCAGCGACCCUCCUCACACAUCAACCCACAACACCACCGAAUCUAUUCUUCUCUACAAUAAGGCUCCAAGACCAGCUCCAGCCAAAGGCGCUUGGUCUCUGUACAAAAAUCUUCGAGCACGUCAGCCCGCCCCUUUCGCUUCUUUCCUUCGUCUUGGCCCGGCGACACUAGUUUCUAGUUCUCCUGAACAAUUUCUCAAGUGGGACAAUCGUAUCGGAAAAUGUUCUCUUCGCCCAAUGAAAGGGACGGUUCGUAAGAGCGACCAGGUUUCAACGCUUUCUGAUGCCACCAUACUUCUUAAUGAUCCAAAGGAAAAGGCCGAGAACCUCAUGAUUGUUGAUCUUGUUCGUCAUGAUUUACACGGUGUCUGCGGGUCCGGCAAUGUCUCUGUUCCAAGACUUAUGGUAAUUGAGGAAUAUGCAUCAGUUUUCCAGAUGAUAUCCGUUGUCGAAGGUUCUUACCCAAAAUCGGCGUCUGAUGAUUUGUUGACGCACAUGUCAUCACUCACCAUCAAGGAUGACAAGAGAACAAAGUACACUGGACUCGACAUAUUAGCUGCCUCUCUCCCUCCAGGAUCCAUGACUGGUGCGCCCAAGAAACGCAGCUGUGAAUUGUUACAAGACAUUGAACACCACAAACCUCGUUCUUUAUACUCCGGGGUUGUUGGUUACAUAGACGUUGGCGGACGUGGUGACUUUAGCGUUACCAUUAGGUCCAUGUAUCGAUGGGAUGACGAAGACGGCGUCAUUGAAGCCGAAGAAAAAGACACGGAGAAAUGGCACAUCGGUGCAGGUGGUGCGGUUACAGCUCUUAGCACUCCUAUUGGUGAAAGAGAUGAGAUGUUGACAAAGUUGAAUGGAACACUUGGAGUAUUUCGUUAA
Messenger RNA from Sclerotinia sclerotiorum 1980 UF-70, 2655 nucleotides. RefSeq lists its product as hypothetical. The transcript has a single exon. The record is from RefSeq and is a predicted model, not a curated record. Lineage: Eukaryota; Fungi; Ascomycota; Leotiomycetes; Helotiales; Sclerotiniaceae. Gene Ontology annotation, biological process: L-tryptophan biosynthetic process. The coding region runs from base 1 to 2655 and encodes 884 amino acids.